AUGGAGUUUGUGGCAGACUACGAUAUAAGGAUUCGCUACCAUCCUGGUAAAGCGAAUGUUGUUGCGGACGCCUUAAGUCGAAGAAAGUUGGACGCAGAUUUGGAGAAAGAAGUGGAGCUAUUGAACCAAGAGUUGAAACAAGUGAAGUUGGUCGUUUUGGAAGGGAAUGCGAGCGAGCCAUUGGGACUUCAAGCGGAUGGGAAGCUACUGAAGAUUUCUGAAGAACUCAAAGGACAAGCCGGGCCAAAUAAUGCUGGAUAUUACUUGGUGGAGGAUGGAACCUUGCUAAUUAAUGGGAGGAUCACGGUUCCUAAAGGACAAGGGCUGAGAGAUGAGAUACUAAGGAUUGCACACCAUUCUUUACUUAGUAUCCAUCCUGGAAGUUCGAAGAUGUACCGAGACAUAAGAAGAUACUAUCAUUGGCCGGGCAUGAAGAGGUUAACCAAGGUUACACACUUGUUGCCUAUGCGGGACACUGAUAAAGUUGAAGUAUUGGCCGAGCUGUACAUCGACCAAAUCGUGAAGUUACAUGGAGUACCCUUAGACAUCGUCUCAGAUCGCGAUCCAAGGUUCACAGCAUCAUUUUGGGAAGCACUGCAAGAAGCCUUGGGAACUAAACUAUUCAGAAGUACGACGUUCCAUCCAGAAACAGAUGGCCAAACGGAGAGAACCGUUCGGACCAUCGAGGACAUGCUUCGGAUGUGUAUUCUCGAUUGGGCAGGAACUUGGGAGAAGCAUUUACCGUUGGUCGAGUUCUCUCAUUCGAGCAUAGGGAUGUCACCUUAUGAAGCGUUAUACGGAAGGCCAUGCAAAACGCCUAUGUGCUGGACGGAA
This is a messenger RNA of Brassica oleracea var. oleracea, 834 nucleotides long. RefSeq lists its product as uncharacterized. The record is from RefSeq and is a predicted model, not a curated record. The annotation marks the transcript as partial. The transcript is spliced from 3 exons. Gene Ontology annotation, molecular function: nucleic acid binding. Gene Ontology annotation, biological process: DNA integration. Lineage: Eukaryota; Viridiplantae; Streptophyta; Magnoliopsida; Brassicales; Brassicaceae.